AUCCCCUCAACCAUUAAUAAAAAAAUAUACUGUGAAGCGAAAAACAUAUUUGUUUACUUUCAAUUAAAAACAAAUUAACGCCACGACAACACAAAAAUGGCGUGGAUAUCUGGCUUAGCAGACAAAGCCGAAACUAUUUUAAACAAACUAGAUCAAAAUGCCGCUACAGCUUUGCAAGUUGCAGCAACUACAGGGAGCGAUGGUGAUAGUAGCGAAAGUAAUGCCUUGGAAACAAUGCGACGCAACUUAUCCAAUAGCAAACUCUCAUUGAAAUCAUCGUUUUCACCAAUAAAAGGAAGAACUAUUGGUAGUGCAAAUCUGAGUAAAUCAGUAGAGGGUGAUACAAAUGUAUUAAAUCCAUCAUUUCACACUUCAUUGCCGGAGUCAGUGGAAGCCAGUGAAAAAGUUGAAUGGCACAUAAACUCUGCUGUCUCAUCUCGACGUAGUUCUAUUAAUUCACGUCCCGAUGCUGUGGCCAUUGAAGUGGAGGAAACAACUCCGAAACAUGACAUAUUGAAAAAAGUGGCUACUGAAGGUUCUUUUCUAACUGCAUCUCAUGAAAGUCAAGAAUUGAUGGCAUUUAAAAUUGCCUUAAACGAAAUAACUAACGAACGUGACGAUUUGAGGACACGACUGGCAAAACUAAACCGUGAUAAUGAGAAAGCAGCAUUUCUUUCAAAAAUACAGGGACUGGAAGCACUACUACAGCGUUUAACUGAGGAGCGUGAUCAAGCACAAAAUGAACUGGGUAAAGCGCAAAAUUCAAACAGUGCAUAUACGCACACCAUUUCAGAGCUCGAAACGAAUUUAGCUAAACUACAACAAGAAUAUUUUGAGGUGGCACAGAAACUGCAAAUGCAAAUGAAGGAAACGGAACAGCUCCGUAAAGAGCUGCAAGAAUAUCGACAUAAAGCACAGUACUCACUACAAAUGAAAGACAAUCUUAUAACCGAACUAAAGGCUAACGGCGUGCCGGCUGGUACAGUAACAAAAAAUGAAGAUGAAACUGAACCGCAUUUGUUACAAAUGGAGUUGGACACUUUGAAACAUGAACAUCAACAAACCUUAGAAGAGAGUAGUACAUUGCGCAUGCAAUUAGAGGAUUUACGACGCGAUUGGCAAAUGGUCAAUGAACAACACACCACAUAUAUGGCGAAUUCACGCGCUGCAGAAGAAACAUUAAGGAAAGAAUUGCGUACAGAGCGCGAACGUUUGCUAGCAACAGAGUCAGAGCAACGUGUACAGGCGCAAGAGUUGGCAAAGUUACGACAGCAGCUCAGCAAUCAAAUGGCUGCAUCUGCGACGCGUCUGCAAGAAAAGGAGACCCAAUUGGAACAACUACGUGCUGAAUUGCUGCGGCGCAAGACAACGUUGCAGUCCACCGAUGGUGCAACGGUGGAUAGUUUCGAUGAACGCAUUAAGGCGCUCACACAAACUUUGGUGGAUAAACAGCAAACUGUAGAACGCAUCACAACCGAGCGGAAUGCGCUGCGUAUACAAUUGGAGAAAAUGCAAGAUCAACUGCAACAGCAAUAUGCAUAUAACAGUAAUUUACACAGUGGUAAAGCGGUUUCGCGCAAUUCACUUCUCUCCAACACAACUGAUGACAUCAAAGCUCAAUUCCCACUUCUAAUGCGUGAGAAUCCUUUCGACAACCGUGUGGCUCGACGUGUUAAACGUGUCUACUCUUCACUCGAUUCUGCUGGUAUACGUUUAGGCGCCUUCCUUCGCCGUUAUCCACUCAUGCGCAUAUUUGUGCUCAUGUACGUGGGCCUGUUGCAUUUAUGGGUUAUGUUUGUGUUGAUGUCGUCAUCUCCAAAUUGAAAUAAGCGUAUGUAAAAUUGUAUUAGAUGUAUUUAUAUAUUCAUAGGUGUAUUAUAAUUAUAUUAUCAUCUAUAUAUUGGAGUUUAGUUAUAUAAUUAAUAUAGAUAAAUUAUAUACAUAUAUAAAUCAUGUUGUUAAAAAUUGUAUUUCUCGUGUUCAGAGAAAUUAAAUGACAAAUCUUAAAAAGUAUUUAAUUAUACGUUUUACAUUAAUUAUAAAUAAUAAUUUAAUCAAAAUCAAAUUCAGUACAUAAUCACAUAAAUAUAUUUGUAUUCAAACGUAAGAUUUCGUGCAUCAGAUAAAACUCAAUAAAAACAGCGAAACACUAUCCAUUAACUUGUAGAUAAAAGUAUUAAGAUACUAAUGUUGUUGCUAUUGCAGCGAUAUAAAACAUUUCUCUUAUAUUUUUAUACGCCUCGACAUCAAUUGAUUUUGUAAAAUGCAUUUCACUCUUCAGUUCAUAGUCUGAUUUCAGCUAUCAGUAAAACAUUCUACAGCAUUAAGAAAGAUCUUCAGUGACUUACCGGGAGAAUUUCACCAUGAUCAGAUAUAUAACAGCCUUCAUCCUCCCUGCCAGGAGUCAAUGACAUCACCUCAAUUUCACCGCCCAAGUAAAGAAAUCAAGUAAAUGUGAUACAUCUAAGGAAAUUCAUAGUGAGAGUGAUCGAUCACAUUUUUAGUGUAAGGUAGGUUAGGUUAGAGUGGCCGAUCUCCUGUGCAACAAGAGAUCUUACUUGGAUAACUAAAGCUACUCCUUUGUGAUGCGCAAACUUCUCAAAAUGGAUGUCCAAGACACUCAAGUAAUGACAAAGCGCUUUGAGCCUUUCACGAAUUUGUGUAGGCAACUAAUUUGUAGUCGGGACACUUCAGCUGGUUCUUCGAAGUUUGUUCUGCCAAGCUUGUUCUGAAAGCUGGACAAAGAAGGAGAAAGUGUCUUGACGUUUCAAUAUCCCCUUCAUCCAUGCAACUUUGGCAAUUUGCGUCCGUCAGAAUAUUUAGCCCCACGGCAUGUAACCUCAUUGGGCAGUGGCCAGCAAUAUACUCCCAUUAUCACUGCUAGCUAAACCUUACUAAGAGCUAAUAGCUCAGUGGAUCUCCUGCGAUCCUCCUUAGACAGAGGUAGCACAUCUGAGUAACCUAUCAGUUGGCGGCCGCCUCCGCUUGGCUACGACCCAUUCACAUUUCUUUUGUAGGAAUGGGGAUAGAGGCUCCGCAAAACUAUAAUCCAGAUUUCCAGUCCAAGUCCAAGUGAUCGAGAGUUUCAGAAUGUCCACUUUUGGGACCUUUGGUAUACCCAACUUCUCUGAGUCGAAUAGCCAUCUUUGCGGCAAUACACGUAAUAUCAACCGAUGCUAUACAUAAGUAGAAGGGCAUUGCGUACCAGUGUCGGUGUAGUUCUUAGUGCCUGCAUAUGCUAAUGAGAGCCGCUCUUUGUACACAUUCUAACUUCUUAGCAAAUGUACGCUUUCCGAACGCUUCCGCCAGACUGGUACUCCGGAAAACCGUUUUGGCUUGACUAUGGUUUCGUAGGGCCAGGCCACAACCUUUGGGGAGAGGCACCCGAUCUUCCCGAUGGCUCCUCUGCAACAGUAUAAGGCAACCGAUGCCUUCUUAAUAUUUUCUUCAAUGUUAGGUCUUCAGGAUAGCCUUAUAUCCAAAAUGAGGCCCAAGUAUUUCAUCUUUUCUACAGGUUUAAGCCGAAAUCCUAUCAGAGAGAGGUGGACAUCCGGGAUUCUGUUUUUCCUCGUAAAUAACACCAAUUCGGUUUUACUAGGAUUAACGGCUAAGCAGCAUCUGUUCGCCCAAUUGGCAACCACCCGCAGAUAUCGUUGGGUUACUUCAUAAAUGGUCACCAGAAAUUUUUCUUUGACCAUAAGAGCAACAUCAUCUAUAUAGGCUAUCACAUAGCAGCCUUGUUCGUCUAGUUCCUUCAGUAGGUCGUUCACCACCAGGAUUCAAAGCAAGGGAGAGAGGACGACUCCUUGCUGGGUGCCCCUAUUUACUUUACGCAGUGCGGUUCGAGGUACCUCAAACGUGUCGAGAUCUUUGGCAAGUGUAAGGUAAGAUUAAUAGGUUAAUUUUCGAU
Molecule: messenger RNA, 3910 nt
Organism: Zeugodacus cucurbitae (melon fly)
Lineage: Eukaryota; Metazoa; Arthropoda; Insecta; Diptera; Tephritidae
Gene: Golgin84
Product: golgin-84
Exons: 3
Coding region: 97-1824 (575 amino acids)
Biological process (GO): Golgi organization; retrograde transport, vesicle recycling within Golgi
Cellular component (GO): Golgi cisterna; Golgi membrane
Source: RefSeq, a predicted model, not a curated record